AGUCCAUAUGAUCCAUAUGGGUAGCCGAUGAUGGCCGACAAAGAUGGCCGCCUUGAUCCCGAGAUACUCUCUGCAGGCAGCGAGAAAGCAGACAACAUGCACCACAAUCGUUGCAUUGCAGGCGAAUCAUUAUUCGACAGAGCCACGAGUCAUAAAACAUCCCACUACCGCAUCCUUAAAGAGAGGUACAGGUGGUCGUAGUUCUUUCAAUGGGCUAGUGUGCACAGUGUUUGGUUCAACUGGAUUCGUUGGACGCUAUGUGUGCAAUCGUCUUGGCAAGAUUGGCACACAGCUGAUACUGCCAUACAGAUGUGACAUGUAUAAAUGUUUGCCUUUAAAACUUUGCGGAGAUCUGGGGCAAGUCCUGUUUCAUCCAUUUCAUCUGCGCGAUGAGGAUUCGAUAAGAAAGUGCAUCAAAUAUUCCAAUGUUGUUAUAAAUCUAAUUGGGCGAGAUUGGGAGACUAGAAACUUCACUUACCACGAGGUGCAUGUCGAUGGAGCCAGAAGACUCGCUAGACUGUGCAAAGAAGCUGGUGUGGAACACUUUAUUCAUUUAUCAGCUUUAAACGUGGACAAUAAUGAGUCACUUGUGUUGAAAAAUGGUUCUGAAUUCCUCCAUACAAAAUUGGAAGGUGAGCAUGCAGUGCGAGAAGAGUUUCCCGAGGCUACAAUUAUUCGACCAUCGGAUAUUUGGGGUCAAGAAGACCGAUUUUUACGUGUCUACUCUGGCAUAUGGAGACAUCAUAUGGGGAGUGUACCACUAUGGGAAAAGGGUGAGCAUACAGAAAAACAACCUGUAGCUGUAUACGAUGUCGCUGGAGGUAUUACAGCUAUUGCAAAAGAUCCUAAAAACACUGCUGGCAAGACUUAUCAGUUUGUUGGGCCAAAACGUUAUAAAUUCUCAGAGUUACUUGACUGGUUCCAUCGAAUAAGAAUGCGUAAUCCAGCAGAUUAUAAUUAUAGGAGAAUGAAUUUGAAAUAUGCUCCGUUUUUCCAACUUAAGGUUACUUUGAACGAAUUAAUAACUCCUGCACAUCCUAUAGGAUAUUUACAAUGGGAACGUUUAGAAAGAGAAGCAAUAUCUGAUAAAAUAUCAAAAGAAUUGCCAACUCUAGAAGACCUUGAUAUUGCAUUAACAACAAUGGAAUCACGAAUGCACUGGGAGUUGAAACCAUACCGUAAAGAUCCUCAAUAUAUGGAGAGUGUUGGCGAGUUCGACCCUGUUCCGAAUCCACCAACCGUUUCAGUUCUUUAAACAUCCCAGAAAUGUGCUAGAUUAAAAUACAAAUAGAAAUAUAUACUCUUAUUGUAAAGUAAUAUGUAAAGAGUGUAUGUUGUAAAGGAUAAUUAAAUAACGCGGUUAAUUAAAUAUA
Nylanderia fulva is the source of this 1373-nucleotide messenger RNA. RefSeq names its product NADH:ubiquinone oxidoreductase subunit 39 (gene ND-39). Gene Ontology annotation, molecular function: protein-containing complex binding. Lineage: Eukaryota; Metazoa; Arthropoda; Insecta; Hymenoptera; Formicidae. The record is from RefSeq and is a predicted model, not a curated record. Gene Ontology annotation, cellular component: mitochondrion.